AUGCAGAAGGAGCUUUUCUUGGGUAUUGUAAAUACGCUUUCGGCGCGUUAUGAGUACUUUCAGCUCCGCACCGACGCCGCCUGUAGGAUCAGUCUGUCGCCGCUGCAGAAAUGCAUGAUUGUCGUACGACAGUUGGCUUACGGAGGAACUGCCGAUAUGUUCGACGAAUAUCUUCAAGUCGGCGAGUCGAUUGGACGUGAGCGUCUAAAGAAUUUCUGUCAGGGAGUGAGAGAGACCUUCAGAGACACCUAUAUGCAGAAGCCGACUGUAGCUGAUUGCCAGUUCUUGUUGGAUUUGCACGGGAGAACGCACAACUUCCCAGGAAUGUUGGGCAGCAUAGAUUGUAUGCACUGGGAGUGGACAAACUGCCCAACGGCAUGGAGAGGCCAGUAUACAACCGGGUUCAAAGGUACGCACCCCACCAUCAUACUCGAAGCCAUUGCCAAUCAACGUCUCUGGAUUUGGCAUUCUUACUUCGGUGUUGUCGGGUCGAAUAACGACCUCAACGUCGUGCAGUCCUCGCCACUCUUCAAUCAGCAGUGCAAGGGUUACUACUUGGCUGAUGGCAUCUACCCGUCGUGGCCCGUUGUUUUGAACACGAUCAGAUGCCCAACUUCACGGAAGAUGGCUUAUUUUACCGAAAAGCAAGAGGCCGCUCGAAAGGAUGUGGAGCGGGCUUUUGGUUCGAAAAUGAAGGUGAAGGAAUCGCAGACGUCGUCAAUGAAAACAUUGCUGGACCAAGCCACGGUGUUGCAAGCUAGUUUCAUCGUCAGGGUCUACCAUACAACGAUGAUGAACGUCUUCAGGCAUUUGUUGACAUGCGCCAAGCCAAAGCCCAUCAUGCACUCCAACGUGAUAUGA
This is a messenger RNA of Salvia splendens (bonfire salvia), 861 nucleotides long. RefSeq lists its product as uncharacterized. The record is from RefSeq and is a predicted model, not a curated record. The transcript has 2 exons. Bases 1 to 861 code for a protein of 286 amino acids. NCBI's taxonomy places the organism in Eukaryota, Viridiplantae, Streptophyta, Magnoliopsida, Lamiales, Lamiaceae.